This is a messenger RNA of Durusdinium trenchii, 1085 nucleotides long. The record is from the annotation of a GenBank genome assembly. Lineage: Eukaryota; Dinophyceae; Suessiales; Symbiodiniaceae.
CAGGCUUUGACGUUUUGAGCCUGCGCCUCCUGCCAUGGUCGACUUGGCAUCUUUAAACACUGAACUGAAGGCUGCCAAAGAAAAAUGGGAGGAGCUGAAACUGGGCAAGGCCAAGAAAGAGGCGGAGACGUUCCCCUUCCCCGUGUGGGCGAUGCUGGCGACGCAGCAACCUCCGACGGCCAAAGCCUUUGAUGUCUACGAGAUCCCUGUGAAGUUGAUCAUCAACUCAAAAGAGGGACAGAUGAGUGUGGAGGUCCCCAGCCCUGAGCUGCCAGCGCAGUUGCAAUCAAAGAUCGCCGAAGCAGUGUUGGCGACCUGGAAGAAACAGCUCAAUAAGAAAGCAGCGCCGUGGGGAAUUGCCGCCACCUUUGAAUGGGUUGCAAGUAACUUUGCGAAGCUUUUGAUGCUGGACGCAGAGUGCCUGCACCCUUACGAGGGAUGUGAUGAGAAUGACUGCACCAUGAGGAGGUAUGCGAUUGGCCCUCCAGCAGUACAAGCAGCGGAAGAGGAGGACGACGAAGAUAGUGAGGAGGAAGAGGCCUCUGAAGAAGAGGAUGAUGCCGAAGCAAUAGCGAUGCAGGAGCGCCUGGCGGCCUUGUUAUUGGAAGUGGAACACCAUGGAGGCGAUGGACGGAAGAAGCUAUCUCCAGAAGAGAUUGAGCAGAAGAAGAAGGAAGCCGAAGAGCUUGGUGACAAGUUCCGGCAGCUCUCAAAGAAGGAGCGAAGUGAGAUAAACAAGACCCGCAAGGAACGCGCUGGGCAGCGCUUGGCCAAGACGGGGUCGAAGAGCCGGAAGUUCGAGGGGGAAGGUGCUACUUCCAAGGAGGACAAAAAGAAGAAGAACAAGGAGAACGUCAAAAAAACGUUUUGGAUUGGCCUGAGCAUGACCUGCUGCUUGGGAAGCUGAAGACCUGCCAAAGCACAUCUCUUUUUGGAGUCCAAGCACCAAGCAGGGCAAGAACCGCACAGCAAUAGUUUGUGCCGGUUUUUGGCUGAUCUCUCUUGGCUGUAUGGCAUGCAGGGUUGAUUUUCUUUUUAGGCACAAUCUUUCAUCAUGACUCGGCAGUAAGCAAAGCUCCUCUAAU